Messenger RNA from Bufo bufo (common toad), 1751 nucleotides. RefSeq names its product fatty acid desaturase 1 (gene FADS1). The transcript is spliced from 12 exons. Gene Ontology annotation, molecular function: oxidoreductase activity, acting on paired donors, with oxidation of a pair of donors resulting in the reduction of molecular oxygen to two molecules of water. Gene Ontology annotation, cellular component: membrane. The coding region runs from base 213 to 1601 and encodes 462 amino acids. The record is from RefSeq and is a predicted model, not a curated record. Gene Ontology annotation, biological process: lipid metabolic process. Lineage: Eukaryota; Metazoa; Chordata; Amphibia; Anura; Bufonidae.
GCACUGGGUCGGAGGAGUCGGUGUACAGGCAGCUGUAGGGACAGGCGGUGGCGCGUAUACCGGGGUAAUUACGGUAUAUAUAGAGGGACUGGGGAUUUAUAGGGAGGGGAACAUCUGUCCAAGCAGUGCGGACAAUGGGGAUGGAAUGACGCGUAUGGGGGUCUUGGAGGGUCGGUGUUAGUGACUUGUAGACAGUGCAGUAUAGACUAUGAAUGAGCAGAGUGAAUGCACCUGUAGUUAGGUCCGAUCAUCACACAGUCAGGAGGUGCAUAGAGGUAGCCAUGGCAGAUAAAGGGACAGGUUCCUGCGGAGAGCUGCCAUACUUUACAUGGGAGGAUGUCCAGAAGCGCUGCACACGCGAGGAGCGAUGGCUGGUGAUAAAGCGGAAGGUGUACGACAUUACAAGGUUCUGUUACAAACACCCCGGCGGAUCCAGAGUCAUCAGCCACUACGCCGGCCAGGACGCCACGGAUCCAUUCACUGCAUUCCACAUAGAUAAGGAGCUGGUGCAGAAGCACAUGAAAUGUCUUUUGAUCGGAGAGCUGGCGCCUGGACAGCCAUCUGUGGAGCCCAGCAAGAAUGCCAUUAUGGUGGAAGAUUUCCGUGCCCUGCGUUCCACGGUGGAGCAGAUGGGUCUCCUCAAACCCAAUAAAUUAUUUUUCCUUGGUGUGCUCCUGCACAUCCUGCUGAUAGAUGCACUGGCCUGGAUGACUCUUCAUUAUUUCGGGACCUCUCUUAUUCCGUUUCUCAUCACAGCUUUACUUCUCGGCACCGUCCAGGCACAAGCAGGGUGGUUGCAGCAUGACUUUGGCCACUUAUCAGUUUUUAGUAAAUCAAAAUGGAAUCACCUGCUUCAUAAAUUUGUGAUUGGACAAUUAAAGGGUGCUCCUGCCAGCUGGUGGAAUCACUUGCACUUCCAGCAUCAUGCCAAACCCAACUGCUUCCGCAAGGACCCUGACAUUAACAUGCACCCUCUUUUCUUUGCACUGGGCAAAAAGCUGUCAGUGGAGCUUGGAAUUAAAAAGAAGAAACACAUGCCAUAUAAUCACCAGCACAAGUACUUCUUCCUGAUUGGCCCUCCAGCUCUUCUCCCGCUCUAUUUCCAGUGGUACAUCUUCUACUUUGCUGUACAACGCAGGCAGUGGUGGGAUCUGGCCUGGAUGAUUUCAUUCUACGUGAGAUUUGGUUGGACAUAUAUACCUCUGAUUGGGAUUGGUGGCACCAUCAGUCUAUUCAUGUUAGUCAGAUUCCUGGAGAGUAACUGGUUUGUUUGGGUGACACAAAUGAACCAUAUUCCAAUGCACAUAGACUAUGAUGAUAACAAAGAAUGGCUGUCUGGGCAGCUGCAAGCCACUUGUAACGUAGACCAGUCUUUCUUUAAUGAUUGGUUUAGCGGACAUCUAAAUUUUCAGAUCGAGCAUCAUUUAUUCCCCACAAUGCCACGACACAACUACUCAAAAGUCGCUCCUUUAGUCCGCUCACUCUGCAAGAAGUACGGUGUGGAUUACCAGUCCAAACCUCUGUUUACUGCAUUUGCUGACAUAGUCCACUCCCUGAAAGAGUCUGGUGAACUCUGGUUGGAUGCGUACCUCCACAAGUAAGAAGAGCGCCGUCUGCCUGAUCCUGCAGGAUCUACUACUACUAUGAGAGCUAAAGUAGAAUGGAGGUUGGAUACUGCUGCCGUUGUCGUUCUGAACAUUCCUCCAGUAUCUGAUCUGCAGUGUGACAGAAGCCCUUCAGGACUGAAGAUG